UCUGUUCCAGCAGCUGUGUUUCCACUCCCACCUAGCCAAUGCACUCGAGAAUCCACAAGGCUGCAGAGAUCUGAUCUCUUGUGCAGGCUCAAGAGGGCUGAGGAGGAAACUUGGGAGGCCAAAGGAUGGGAUCAGAAAGAGAAAUGAUCAACCUUAAUGACGGAACUAAAACUGUAACUAAUCUAGAACCUGGCCUGGAUCAAGGGACGGAUUCACUAGAAACACAGCACCCAGGAUUUAGCAUCAGUCCCCAGCCCUUGAGCCCUGGCUCCAGGAGGGAAAACACCAUCAACAUCAAUCAUUACGCGACAAAGAAAAGCGUGGCGGAGAGCAUGCUGGACGUGGCACUGUUCAUGGCCAAUGCAACUCAGCUGAAGGCAGUGCUGGAGCAGGGUCCUUCCUUCCAAUAUUAUGCCACCCUGAUUGCGCUCAUCAGUGUUUCCCUCUUCUUCCAGACAGCCAUUGGGAUACUCCUUAUUGUUGUUGCCCGGAUGAACCUGAACGAUGUGACAAAGCAGCAGCGCCUGGACAUGCUCAACAAUGUUGCCACGGCUCUGAUCUUCAUCACCGUCAUUGUCAACAUCUUCAUUACAGCUUUCGGGGUGCAGAAGACUGGGAUUCUUUACGGCCGGAGACUCUACUGAACCAGAGAAGUUGAAGGAACUGGAUUGGAUUACCCGGAUGCCUUUCCAUGCUGACCUCAGACCAGACAUGCCAUGUGUGACCAACAGCUUGUUCCAAGCAUGCGGGAUUUGUUCCAUUCAGGCUAUUUCUGUAACGUGUGUGCAGUGCUGGAGAGGUGAAGAGCUUUUCUAAGACCUGAAAAAUGCAUUUUUACAAGCUACCUCCCAGUGACGCAUAUGCAGGCUUCCCUACAGUUUUCCAUAAUAGUACUAAUUAUCGUUUUGUGUCUACACCUUGUGUGAGGACUUGGCCGCAGUUGGCUCUCAGUCUAACCAUCUACUGCCACACCAAUAGAAGAUCUUUAGCUAGUUUGACUGGUUCCACUCCUAGUCAUGGAACCUUCUGUCUUUCAGAAACAAUAUCGAAACUCAGUAUUAGUGGGGUAAAUAAAAUGGGCAGGUAGGUGAAGUGGGACUAAAAUAACAGAGACACCAGUAAAAUAUCAUAAAGUCAAGAACAGAUUUACUGUAAUAAAAGGUUGCAAAUAUUCAAAAGACAACAAAGGAACAAAUGAUGUAAAGUUCAGUUGGCAAGAGUACAAAGUACAAACUAUAAAACAAGCUUGCUAGCCUUCUUUCCCAAUGCCUAGCAGGUUCUAGUAGGACCAUCUCCCUCACUGCUACCUUCCCUAGCAAUUUCAGCCCAACCCUACCCUGCUGGUGCUCCAGCUUUCUAGCUCACACAGCACCCAGCAGCGCGCACACACACACAAAACUCUUCUCAACCCUCCCUUUUAUCCAAUUCCCAAGGGAUACAUUUAACCAAUCAGGGAGUUUUUUCCCUCAGGAAGCCUGAAGCUUCUGUCCUUGCCUGGAGACAACCAAUCACAACACUUUGUAACUUCCCCUCCAAAACUCUGCAGCAGACAACCUUUACCUCAAAUUUGGCUGUUAGAGGUUACUACCUUUUAACCCCUGCAGAACCUAGAGGGGACACAGAACAAAUUAAAGAAAACAAACCACAAAACAUAAUGGGAAGGAGUCAUUCUUUCACACCUUUUGAUGAGAUCCAUCUGGAAUUCUGGAAAAGGCUAGUCCAUGAUUAAAUCUUGCAUGGGUAAAUCUAAAAAAAUCCAAGUUCUUUGGGGCUCUAGGGACCCAGUGCUCAUGGGUUUGUUAACAAGAAAAAUACAUUGUGCUUGUGGACAUCACACUUGCAUAACAUGCUGGCACAAGUUAGUUGUGCUACAUCGGAAAUUUGUGUUCCAGCCUAUUGCUGCGCUACCGCAUGCAUGCUUGUGGUUGUGAAACAGUUACGCAACUGCAGCAUUCCUUAAAAUAAUGGGAACGGUUCUGCAAAUCCCCACUUUUUUAGUGCAACUACACUAUCUUCUUGCAGUUGUACAACAUUUCUCAUUAUGCAAGUGCUUCAUUAGUCAGGCUGUUAGCCACUGGGCAUAACUACAUGUCCUACUGACAAAAAUGUGCUUUCUAAACCGUGGGUGCUAAUUAACAUGAAUGCAGGUUGUGUGUGUGUGUGUGUGAGUGUGUGCUCUUAUGAGGAGGGGAGGAUCCACAGAUGUGAGGGGUGUGUAAUAGUUCCUGGACCUGCAGAUUCUUACCUGGAAAUGCCUCCUCAGGUCUCCACCUCUUCCAAUAGCUGAGCUGCUUCUGGUCUUGGAAGCUGGCUAGAGUGGGGGGCUUUGAAAGGGAGAAUUGUUGGGAAGGGGGAGGGUUAAGCAUUUUUCUCGUCCUGCAAGCACCCUCUAGCCCCUACAUUAAUGUUCUGAAAGGUUGGGACUUACUAAAACGAAAAUACAGAAUAACCACGGAAAUGCAUGGGUUCUGUUUGCAAGGCAAUAGGAAUCCACUGAAUUUCUAAAUGACCAUUUGAAUGAAAUUCAAACUGGAUGCAUUUCAGCGGCUGUUUUUUGGCAUUUGUUUUAGCAUGUUCCCUCCUAAGGUGUAGCUUCAGAUCAUGCUUGGUGCCAAAUAUAAAAAGGAUCUGGCCAGGGGAGGAAUGUAAAAUUCAGUUCAUAAUGGGAGAAAGUGGUUGUGUGAACUGAGUUUUAGCUGCCUACUUUUUGUAUGCAGUCCAGCAUUUUCUUUUACUAUAACAGAUUGAAGCUUGUUUGCAUUUAUUUGAAAGCUAAGCAACCGUUAAGCUGUUCAAAUGUGAUGUGCAUUAAAUAUAAUUUACUAGAAAUAGCAAUGCUCAGAAGUUUAGGACUUUUAAAGCAAGAAUGAUGGAAAUGCAUAAAUCUAACCUAACCUUACACUGCUGGUACAUAAUAAAUGCCUAGACAUCGUGGCAGAAAUGGAAAAAAUUACAAGACAGCGGCUGUGACAUCCUGACUAAAUUACUUGACAGAAGUUCCAAUGAAAUUAAUAGGACAAGUUCAUCAAGACUGACUCGUCUUAUUAAUUUCAGUGUGACUCCAUCAAGUAAUUUAGUCAAGAUGUCUGCCAGUUUCCUCUUUCCUCUCAUAGGAACAUACGAAGCUGCCAUUGGUCAGGCCAUUGGUCCAUCUAGCACAGUAUUGUAAAUAAUCAUUUUUAAAUGAUAAAAACAAACUGCAAUUACCUUUCUCAUUUUAAAAGAAGUUAGGAUUAUUAUUUUUUAGCUGGGGGGCGGUGGAAGAAAAUUCGACAUUUCUCAGUUUUGUACGAGAGCAAAGCUGCAACCCUAUCUAACUUACCUGAGAGUAAACUGCAUUGAACACAGUAGGACUUCUGAGAAAACACAUAUAGGAUUGCCCUGUACAUGCCUCAGGAUAGGUAACUACACUUUCUUUUGCUCUCUAAAAUGCAGUAUGGUGCUAUAGAUACUUGAAUUGUAGCAGCAGUGAUUCUAGUAGCAGGAACAACAGCAUUAAUAUAUUAAAAUUUUUAUAACUGCAAAUAAGUGAAAAUAUUGUCAUUGACAAAUUAGGUCGAUUUCAAAACUCAGUAUUGGGACACUAUUGUGCUAUGAGGGGGAAAAACUGAAUUAAAAUGUGACCUUUUGUUACCCAUUUAGAGAGGAAGCUUCCCACAGCAUCCGUGAUUCCGUAUUAUGAUCUUGCUUCCUCCUAACCAGCCUUCACUGAGGAUGGGUAAUUCUGCCAUAUUUCUGUAUUAAGUGUCUAGCUCCCAGAUGCAGCAGAACUGCCAGAUCUCAGAGGCGGUGUGCAGAACAACAGCUCCCACAGGAACACACAUUGUGGGUUGCUUUGAAGGCAGGAGGUUCUGAUUCUAGAAGUGAACUUCUUCAGGUGUAAGAAUACUCCCAUUGAGUACCUAGUACUCAAAAAACUCAUUAGAUGAAUCGCAUCCUGUCUUCCUGAUUCACUGACUAGUGGUGCCACAGGGGCUCCAGUGCAGACAUGGAGCUCUCCUCCUAGUUAGCCAGGGCUUCCCCAUGAUCGUUUUCAGCCAAAAGUGCCAUUCUGCACAUGCGAAGGAGAUGAGUGUUCCUCUGUACAUCCAAAAGUAUAUAUAGAGAAGAUGUGUAUUUCAAUCCCGCUUUUGUAUAUCAGUUAUGUUUUUGUACCUUUUGAAAUAGAGACCAUAUAAGAGGGACCAAGGUAUAUUACACAAUGAAGAAUAAAUUACAUUUAAACCUCUGCUAGUGUUGUUAAUAACACAAAUAAAGUGUUUGUAGGAAUGCAAAAUAUCUUAAAGCUAUAAAAGUUAACCUUGUACGGAA
Hemicordylus capensis (graceful crag lizard) is the source of this 4311-nucleotide messenger RNA. RefSeq names its product ninjurin 2 (gene NINJ2). Gene Ontology annotation, biological process: tissue regeneration; cell adhesion. Gene Ontology annotation, cellular component: membrane. The transcript is spliced from 5 exons. The record is from RefSeq and is a predicted model, not a curated record. Lineage: Eukaryota; Metazoa; Chordata; Lepidosauria; Squamata; Cordylidae. Bases 126 to 644 code for a protein of 172 amino acids.